AUGUCUUUCGCUCCUCGUGGACGUGGUGGAUUUGGUGGUGACCGCGGUGGCCGUGGUGGUGGUCGAGGUGGCUUCGGCGACCGUGGUGGCCGCGGUGGUGGUCGUGGUGGCUUUGGCGGUCGUGGAGGUGGCCGUGGUGGAUUUGGCGACCGUGGCGGUCGUGGAGGUGGUCGCGGUGCUCCCCGUGGUGGCCGUGGUGCUCCCCGUGGUGGCCGUGGUGCUCCCCGCGGUGGCGGCGGUGCUCGUGGUGGUGCCAAGGUUGUCAUUGAGCCUCACCGUCACGCCGGUAUCUUCGUCGCUCGCGGCGGUAAGGAGGACAUGCUUGUGACAAAGAACCUUACACCUGGAACUGCUGUCUACGGCGAGAAGCGCAUCUCUGUCGAGGGCGCCCCUGCUGAGGAUGGUGCUGUCACUAAGAACGAGUACCGUGUCUGGAACCCCUUCCGUUCUAAGUUGGCUGCUGGUGUGUUGGGUGGUCUUGAUGACAUCUACAUGAAGCCCGGCUCCAAGGUUCUCUACAUCGGUGGUGCCUCCGGUACCUCCGUUUCUCACGUUGCUGAUAUCGUCGGACCCACUGGUAAUGUCUACGCUGUCGAGUUCUCUCACCGCUCCGGUCGUGAUCUGAUCGGCAUGGCCACUCACCGUACCAACGUCAUCCCCAUCGUUGAGGAUGCCCGUCACCCUCUCCGUUACCGUAUGCUCGUGCCCAUGGUCGAUGUCAUCUUCGCCGAUGUUGCCCAGCCCGAUCAGGCCCGUAUUGUCGGAUUGAACGCUCACAUGUUCCUCAAGAACGAGGGUGGUGUCAUUGUCUCCAUCAAGGCCAACUGUAUUGACAGCACAGCCAAGCCCGAGGUUGUGUUCGCCAAGGAGGUCCAGAAGAUGCGCGAGGAGAAGAUUAAGCCCAAGGAGCAGCUGACUCUCGAGCCUUUCGAGCGUGACCACUGCAUCGUCGCUGGUAUCUACAAGCGUACCGCAUAA
Penicillium coprophilum is the source of this 978-nucleotide messenger RNA. Its product is annotated as rRNA 2'-O-methyltransferase fibrillarin family protein. The transcript has 4 exons. The record is from RefSeq and is a predicted model, not a curated record. Gene Ontology annotation, molecular function: histone H2AQ104 methyltransferase activity; RNA binding; rRNA methyltransferase activity. Gene Ontology annotation, biological process: rRNA methylation; box C/D sno(s)RNA 3'-end processing. Lineage: Eukaryota; Fungi; Ascomycota; Eurotiomycetes; Eurotiales; Aspergillaceae. Bases 1 to 978 code for a protein of 325 amino acids. Gene Ontology annotation, cellular component: box C/D methylation guide snoRNP complex; small-subunit processome; nucleolus.